Molecule: messenger RNA, 1405 nt
Organism: Caenorhabditis sp. 36 PRJEB53466
Lineage: Eukaryota; Metazoa; Nematoda; Chromadorea; Rhabditida; Rhabditidae
Source: the annotation of a GenBank genome assembly
AUGCAGCAGAUCGCCGUCAAAAUAGCGUCGUUGCUCGGUGAGCCGAUCCCGCUCGUCGAGGGCCGCUGGCUCAAUGUCACUUUCGAAGUUCCCGUUCUUGUCGACGUGGAUGCUCCGCUGACUCCGCCCCUUUUGCUCAUCUACAUCCUCGAAACGUUUCUCAUCUUUUGCGGAAUGUUCUUGAUGGCCUACUUCAAUCAUUUCGUCAACACGAUCGGAGUGAUUCAUCGCAAUCUUCAACUUUUGUUCGUCGUUUCCACAAUUGUCUAUCUUCUCGGCUGUUUCGCUCGCUUUUAUUUGAUUAUGGUGCAGUUUCAGAUUGUCACAGGUGAGGUGUUUGACGAAUAUUUCAAAGAAAAUUGCCGAAUUUGUUCAGACCUGGACACGCCGUACCUUCUGAUCGCGGGCCUCGUCCGACUGGAACACUACGGUCUGAGCCUGAGCGCCGUUUUGGUGAUUACUGUAGAACGUGCGUUUGCCACGUACUACGUGAUGGAUUACGAGUCGAAACCCAGGAAAUGGGUGGCCGUUUUGUGCGUCUGCGUCGGUCUCGUCUACACGCAGUUCUUUGUGAUUCCCAUUUGUUUUUGUGAGAAAUAUUUCCGAUCGUGUCAAAUGUUUCAUGACAAUUUCAAUUUCAGACAAAGCACCCCUCUACUACAUCAUCCUUUUCGCCUCUGUUUGGACGGUGCUCUCGAAAAUUGUGCUCUUCGGUCUUCUUCGUUUCAAUGUUCGACAGUUGAAACGAUUGUCGUGGAAGGCGGAAAACUUACGGAAGUUGAACAACGUGAAUUACACUCUGAGCAAGAAGUUUCAGGUGGAAGAAAAUGUGAAGGUUAUAAGGGUAGGUCAGUUUAAAGACGAUGUAACUCAGCUGCCGGUUGAGAUAUCAACAAGUUGUCAACUGAUAAAAUGAGCACAAUUUCUUAAUGAAUAAUUUAUCAGUUGACAACUUUUUGAUAUUUCCAUCGGCAACAGAGAUAUAUCGUCUGGAAUAGACUAUGGUUUUAAUAGUCCCUCCAUCAAUCUUUCGCUUUCAGUUACUUCAAGCGAUGAGCCUAAUGCUGGUAUUUUUGAUAUUCUUCGUCAUAAUCUUCAUCGUAGUGCCACGUGUCUAUCUGGGAACCGGUACCUAUGCGGGUCAACUUAUGAUCUCACUUUUCGAUAUAAAUUUGGCUCUCGGAGCAAUUCUCAUUCCCGCCAUUUGCAUUUGGCAGUUGCGGAAGACCAAGGAAAUGCCAUUCACAGUUGGGUUUUCAUAGUGAUCCACGUUUACAAUAUUCCGUUUCAGCAAAAACUCUAUUGCAUUAAUAAGCGACGAGAGGAUCGGCAAGUGAAUCCCAUAACAGUCUUCGAGGACGCCACCAACACUUACUUCGAGCAAUUUCACACUUCAUGGCGAUAA